Messenger RNA from Spirodela intermedia, 637 nucleotides. NCBI's taxonomy places the organism in Eukaryota, Viridiplantae, Streptophyta, Magnoliopsida, Alismatales, Araceae. The record is from the annotation of a GenBank genome assembly.
AUGGCGGCGGUGGCGGAGGAGAUGGUGGCAGUGGGGAAGGUGGCACCGGAGCUGGCGCGGUGGCGGAGCCGCUGUGCCGCCGUGGUGGCUCUGCGGGUGGCCUGCCUAUCAGCCUCCGUGCUCUCGCUGGCGCUGAUGGUGUCCUCGCAGCAGUCGGGCACACUCUCCGUGUACGGCUUCCAUCUCCCCGUCCACGCCAAGUGGUCCUUCUCCGAGUCCUUCGAGUAAGCCAGCCCCAGCCCCUUCCAUCCUUCCAUCGAUGGCUUCUCACUCACUACCUCUGAUAAGGGGGGGCAGAUACCUGGUGGCGGUGGUGGUGGUGGCGGCGGCACACUCGGUGGUUCAGGUGGUGGCGGUGGCGGCGAGGGGCCGGCCGUCGCGGCGGGGUGCGUGGCUAGUCUUCGCGGGGGACCAGGCGCUGGCGUAUGCCGUGAUGAGCGCCGGCUCGGCGGCGUCGGGGGUGACGAACCUGAACCGCACGGGCAUCCGGCACGCGGCGCUGCCGGAUUUCUGCCGGCCCCUGCGCCGUUUCUGCGUCACGGUGGCCGCCUCCAUCGCCUUCUCCUUCCUCGCCUGGCUGCUCCUCGCCGCCUCCGCCGUCCUCGACGUCCUCUCAAUCUGCAACGACGACGCCUGA